AAAUAAAGAUGACCAAAGUCAAAGGGAGUUAUUAGUCCGGGAAACUCCCAGUUAUAGUCAGCUGCAGAGCUGCUCAUAGAAAACGAACUGAAAAAAGAAGACGAAUAAACUGGAUCGAGGAAUAGAAAGAGAAAGUGAUCAUCUUCGAGCUUAAUUCAAUGGCCACCAACUUCAAAUCAAUUCCUAUUAUAGAUGUUAGUCCUCUGAUUGCAAAAUCUGAUGAUGCAAAGAUAGCUGAGGAUGCUGGUGUAUGUGAAGUUGUCAAACAAUUGGAUCAAGCCUGUCGAGAAGCGGGAUUUUUUUACAUGAAAGGCCACAGCAUCCCAGACUCCCUCUUGAAAGAAGUCAGAGAUGCCACACGCACGUUUUUUGAUCUGCCUCUUGAAGAAAAACUCAAGAUCAAGCUGUCUGCUGGCACUGGAUACAGGGGAUAUCAAGAAGUUGGAGACAAUGUAACCAAGGGUGCUCCUGACAUGCAUGAAGCUAUUGAUUGUUACAGAGAAUUGAAGCACGGCAUGUAUGGAGAUAUGGGGAAACCACUGGUAGGACCUAACUUAUGGCCAUCUAAUCCUCAAAACUAUAAAAUAGUGAUGGAGCAAUACAUUGACCUUUGCACAGAACUUUCUAGAAAAAUUAUGAGAGGCAUUGCUCUAGCCUUGAGUGGGUCGGUCACUGAGAUGGAGGGUCAUAUAGCUGGUGAUCCAUUUUGGGUUAUGCGGUUGAUCGGUUAUCCUGUGGUGUCAGAAGAAAAUUGUCAUGACAAACCAGAAAAUGGCAUUGGAUGUGGAGCCCACACAGAUUAUGGUCUUUUGACGCUUGUCAAUCAAGAUGAGAGUAUAACAGCUCUCCAGGUUCGGAACCAUUCGGGAGAAUGGAUUUGGGCUCCUCCGAUUCCUGGGACAUUUGUCUGCAAUAUUGGUGAUAUGUUGAAGAUUUUGUCAAAUGGAUUGUACGAGUCCACCCUACAUCGGGUUGUUAAUAAGGCACCCAAAUACCGUGUUUCUGCUGCUUACUUCUAUGAGCCAAAUUAUGAUGCCACAAUUGAGCCCUUGGACGUCUGUGUGCAGAGGACCGAUGGAUCAAAGAAAUUUGGGCAAGCAGUUUACGGAAAACAUUUGAUUAGUAAAGUGACGACUAAUUUUCGGUAUUAAUACUUAUAAUUUAUUUUGUACAAAAAUAAAUUAGAAUCUUUAUGUUUGGAUUAUAUCGUAAUUAGGAUUGUAUCGUAAGAAUAAAUUGUACGCAGUUUUAAUGCAAUGACUAGCAAGUGGUAACAAAAACCCUUUGAAUAUGUAAUAACUAGUAAGAUCACUAAUUCCGGUGAUCAAGACCUGAAGAACAAUGCAAAGACAGAGCAAUACCAAAGCUA
Messenger RNA from Beta vulgaris subsp. vulgaris (sugar beet), 1369 nucleotides. RefSeq names its product probable 2-oxoglutarate-dependent dioxygenase At3g50210. Gene Ontology annotation, molecular function: dioxygenase activity. The record is from RefSeq and is a predicted model, not a curated record. NCBI's taxonomy places the organism in Eukaryota, Viridiplantae, Streptophyta, Magnoliopsida, Caryophyllales, Amaranthaceae. Bases 159 to 1151 code for a protein of 330 amino acids. The transcript is spliced from 12 exons.